CUUGUAACGUUAUUUCUCAGUGUUGUCGUAUCUUUCAACGUACGGAUUAUCUAAAAACAGCAGCAAAAGAGAUGGAAGACUGCCCCGUGUUCAUUUACACAAACACCGAUUUCGUUACUCAUGUAUGUAGAUCCUACGGAAAUGUCGACGCGCCCACAGUGUCAAGGUUUGACAUGACUCUAAGAUGCAGCUGGACGGAUAAAAUGAACCGAGGUCUUUUUCGAUAUCAUCUGGGAGAUAUAGAAACACGGAUUGUACCCGGUCCUUAUCGUUAUGUUGCUCAGCUUAAUAUCUUGAGAGGAAAAGAGCGAAGGAAACCACAGGAGAUAAUGAGCGUCCAACAGAGCUUUGACGCAAGACAGUUCAAUUUCAACAAAAUAAAUCCAAGUGAAUUCAUGUUUGAACUCGUGAAGCAAGCCGUACCCGGGGAGCGUCCAACUGAGAACGGACUGACGGGACAAAGUUGCAGAGUUGUUAUCAAUGUUAGCCCACUGGAAUUCGGCCACUGCUUGUUGGUACCAGAGCCAGCCCGAUGCCUCCCUCAGGUUCUGACACCUUUUGCCAUACAAACCGGCAUUGAGACUGUGUUUCUAAGCGCUAACCCAGGCUUUAGGGUUGGAUUCAAUAGUCUUGGUGCAUUUGCUUCUGUGAAUCAUUUACACCUUCACGGCUAUUAUCUUGACCGUGAAUUGGGGAUUGAGUAUGCUUCAGCCGAGCUCUUGGUGCCCGACAAAAAAUUACACUGCACGACGGAGUUUCCUGCCGGCUUUCUGUUUUACACCGAAGGGCAGGAUUUGGGUGAAACCGCGAGUGCGGUUUGUCAACUGACCGAUUUUCUGAUUCGUGAAAACAUUGCACACAACCUGUUCAUGACUCGUGGCUGUGCUCCAGACAGUGAUGGCAAACCAUUUCCCACUCGCCACGGAGUCCGUAUUAUGGUUUGGCCCAGAAAGUCAUGUUUCGGGGCAAAGGAAGAAACAGCAUUUAACGUGGCACUGUGCGAGUUGGCAGGACACUUACCAUUUAAGAACCGAGAAGACUUUGAAAGGAUAAAAGAGGAGGAAGUGAAAUCCAUUGUACAGAAAUAUCUGCUUUGUUACGAAGAAUUUGACUGGUUGCAAAAGCGAAUAAAGACAUUGUUUUUAGAGAGUAAAGCUUAA
Messenger RNA from Chanos chanos (milkfish), 1160 nucleotides. RefSeq names its product GDP-D-glucose phosphorylase 1 (gene gdpgp1). The coding region runs from base 72 to 1160 and encodes 362 amino acids. Gene Ontology annotation, molecular function: GDP-D-glucose phosphorylase activity. The record is from RefSeq and is a predicted model, not a curated record. The transcript has a single exon. NCBI's taxonomy places the organism in Eukaryota, Metazoa, Chordata, Actinopteri, Gonorynchiformes, Chanidae. Gene Ontology annotation, cellular component: cytoplasm. Gene Ontology annotation, biological process: glucose metabolic process.